Sipha flava (yellow sugarcane aphid) is the source of this 1111-nucleotide messenger RNA. RefSeq names its product carbonic anhydrase 2-like. The transcript has 6 exons. Gene Ontology annotation, molecular function: carbonate dehydratase activity; zinc ion binding. NCBI's taxonomy places the organism in Eukaryota, Metazoa, Arthropoda, Insecta, Hemiptera, Aphididae. Gene Ontology annotation, cellular component: cytoplasm. The coding region runs from base 68 to 1111 and encodes 347 amino acids. The record is from RefSeq and is a predicted model, not a curated record.
UUGAGAAUCUUCCGCACGCAGCUUUUUUUGAUUGGAUAACGAAUCGUUACGAUUGGUGUGGGACGACAUGGGCAAUACCGACUUGGACGUCAUACCGUCGUCACCGCUGGCCGUCAACACCGAUCACAUGUGUGUCAUAACGUUACCGUCGCUCGAGUUCCACGACUUUGACGCGUUGCCCGUGAAAACGACGUUGUACAACAACGGUCGGACGGUAACGAUGAAUGGAAUUUGGUCAUCUGAUAAACGACCGUCCAUCUCAGGUUCCAGUUUGAUCGACAGGUACUGUUUUUCUCAUUUGCACUUUCACUGGACGGAAAACAACAACUUAGGAAGCGAACACACCAUCAACGGCAAAUGUCAUGCAAUGGAAAUGCAUUUGAUAUUCUUUAAAAGAUCAUGCAAGACAAUUUUUGAAGCCGAAUCGCAACAAAAUGGUUAUGUGACAUUAGCAUAUGUUUUCAACAUAACACCGAAUGAACAACACCACUUUGGCAUUGACUGCAUAACGUUGAAUUUGAAAAAAAUACAAGCAUAUCGAAAAAGUGUAGAAAUACCAGCCAUUCCGUUGAGUCGGUUGGUUGGCAACCAACCAGGAGAAUAUUUCACGUAUUUGGGCAAAGCAAUAAAACUCAACGGCGACUUUGGUAUAUCACAGUGGAUUGUAUUUACCGAAGCACUUGACGUGAGCAGCGAACAGUUGAGAGAGUUCCGGUGCGUGACGAACGAACGCGGACGUUUGAUCAGAAGCAACUGCCGGGCGGCCAGUGUAGCGGCCGCCAACCACGCUCCUUACCUGGUGCCGUCGACGCGCGGUCCGGACGUCGCGGCCGCCGGCCACACUCCUUACCAGGUGCCGGCGACGCGCGAUCCGGUCGGUGGCGGGACGUGGCCGGAGGCGCGUGCCGCCGUUCCGUUCCGCGGCAGUUCCUCGAGCUGCCGGUUCAAGAUUAACAAGGCACACGUGUUGAGACGCGAGUUCGUCAAGAACAGGAUCACGCACACGCGCAACGGCGCUGUGGUCACCGUGCCCGCCGUCGAGCCGAUUUCGAGCAGCCACGUCAUCGAAAACCACGAAGAAUGGAUGUUCAACAAACCGCCGUGGAAAUAG